This is a messenger RNA of Penicillium hordei, 822 nucleotides long. RefSeq names its product FAD-binding oxidoreductase. Gene Ontology annotation, biological process: lactate catabolic process. The transcript has 3 exons. The record is from RefSeq and is a predicted model, not a curated record. Gene Ontology annotation, cellular component: mitochondrion. Gene Ontology annotation, molecular function: D-lactate dehydrogenase (NAD+) activity; flavin adenine dinucleotide binding; D-lactate dehydrogenase (cytochrome) activity. NCBI's taxonomy places the organism in Eukaryota, Fungi, Ascomycota, Eurotiomycetes, Eurotiales, Aspergillaceae. The coding region runs from base 1 to 822 and encodes 273 amino acids.
AUGGAACUGUCAUCAAGACUCGAAAUCGCCCGCGUGGAUCCAGCGCCGGCAUUCAACCUGAACGGCCUUUUCGUCGGCUCGGAAGGAACUCUCGGAAUUGUGACUGAAGCCACUCUGAAGCUGGCCGUUCUACCUGAGAACUACUCUGUUGCUGUCGUACCUUUCAACACAAUUCACGAUGCUGUCUUGGCCACUACUAAGGUCAUCCGCCGAGGAGUUCCAGUUGCCGCUCUUGAACUCAUGGAUAAGACCCAGAUGCGUAUUGCGAGUGAGGGAGGCGUCACACGGCCGCGAGUAUGGCAGGAAAAGUGGACCCUUUUCUUCAAGUUCUCUGGGUCGAAGCUUAUGUUGGAAGAAGCUAUUCAGAAUGUGAAACAGGUUACUGAAGCCUAUGGCUCGCAAGUGUUUGAAUUCGCUUGUGAUGAGAGAGAGCAAACACUGCUCUGGUCGGCGCGGAAAGAGUCUCUCUACUCUUUACUAGCGCUCCGCAAGGACAGCGAAGAGAUGUGGAAUACCGAUGUCGCAGUCCCAUUGAGCCACCUGGCUGAUAUCAUUGUCACAAGCAAGCAAGAAGCCGCGGCCUUGGGCUUAAACGCCUGUGUCAAGGGUCACGUUGGUGAUUGUAACUUCCAUGAAAACUUCACAUAUGACGGCACAAGGCCGGAGGAGUAUGAGAAAGCCAAGAAGGCUGUCAAAAACAUGGUUCAACGGGCGAUCGAUAUGGAGGGGACUUGCACGGGUGAACAUGACAUCGGGUUUGGUAAAAAGGAGGCUCUUCGACAGGAGGUCGGGAAUGCGACUAUCUCAUUUAUGGACAAAUGA